UGGAUGAUCCGUCUGUCUUGUUGCUGGAUUUGUAAAAACGGAUACAUGAGCGAGUCAGUGCAGGGCGCCGUCCGGCAUGUCUUAUUUACGGUAAGGGCGGAAUACUAGCCUGCGGUCCAGCUACACGUUUCUGAUUAAACCCCCAUCCCAGACACAAGAAAAAGAAGGACAGACAAGGGGAGCAAGGGGAUGUUGACUUAUUCCUCUGACCCACUCCCUCAGAUAGUUUGUCCAAUGGAUGAAGAUGCUAUUCCCCAAAACCGUUUUUGUAGUGCACCUCCCCACAGUGAACCUCCACCACCUCUCCUCCCCCUUUCCUCCAUCACUCCCAGCUGUGCAAAUGAUGGAAUUUCUGGACACAGAAGGAGUGGUCGCAUUCAAGGGAACAGAACGCAAACUCCUAAAAGGCACGGCAAGACAGACAGCGGAGCAGCUCAGAAACCUUCCAGACAGAAUCCAUCCCCCUCAAAAAGACAAGGGGCCGGUGGAAGCAUGGUACAAGCAUCACAGUCCACGCUGCCAAGAGUUGAAAGCACACAUGGACAUGAGAAACAAAACAAGGAUGGCCUUGAUUUUAGCCUUGCAGCAGAGUGCCAGAAUAGACAAGAAGACCAGAAAGGCCCACAGGAGGAAAUUCAUUUCUCUUCUGCAGAAAAUGUAGUUGAGCAGUUUUCUGACAAUAUCACAGAGAAUCUUGACACCACUAAAUCUGGCAUGGAUACAUGUAUGGGAUUACCUAGUGUACACUCUGCUGAAAAUGCAUCUGCCUCGAAGAGAUGGGUGAUCGGACCCAUUUUUCAGUCCUUCAAGUCAAAGAUGGCCAGUUUCACAGAGAUAGUCAUGAGUCCUGUUAAACUCUUCAGAGCUAACAGUCCUCCACCGUCCAUGGACCGUCCAGACAUACUCGAUGAUUGUGAGCAACAGACUGAUGGAACACCUGAUGUUGAACCUUCAGAGCCAAGGGAUAUGUUUCAUCCAGAAACACAAGGUGAGAAUGGGAAUGAUGAUGCCAAAACUAAUCUGCAGAGGUUCAGUGAAGUAGAAGAUGCACAAAAUUCAAAAACUGUUGCUAUUAAAUAUUCAAAAAAAUUAUCGUUUGACAUGGACUUAUCAACACAUAGCUCUGAGCAGCCAAAUGAAUGUGCAUUAACUCUGAAGGACAAAGACAUACCUGACUCUGUGCCUUCGCAACACAGUCCCUUACCCUGCACUGUUUCUGAGGAUGUUUCAGAAUCUGCUGGCUCCGUUUGCAUGUCCUUCUUACAGCUACAGCCCUCUGUCAAUGCAAGUGCCUCACACAAAUCCACCUCAAAGGUAUCCAGUGAUAACAAGGAGCAGAAAAGCAAACUGGCUGUCCGGCUCAAGCCACUGCCGAGGAAAUGUUCAGGAAGUAGAAGGAAGGUUAUGUCUAAAACUUUAACAUCUGAAGUCAAAAAGGAAGAGCCUGAGGCAGAGUUCACUGAGGAUCACGUUUCUUUCAAGACAACACUGUCAGCAUCCUCAGUCUGUUGUAAUCAGCCUGACACUGAUGGUCUGCAGCCCGAUGAUGAUGAUGAAAAGAAAAUGGACGGAUUCCACUUGGUUCGCCAAAGCCUCCACAAUGACUUCAAUGUCAGCACUAAUGGGAGGACACUGAAACCAACUUUGAGUACUCAGCAGCUUGGCUAUCACCUAAACCAUGAAACUUUUUCAGCUGUAAGUCUUGGGAAAGCAAAGAGGGAGCUGAAAGAAGACUGUCAGUCCCAGGAGUUUGUGAAAAGGAAAAGAUUGACAAGAGAUAUAGGUGCUAAAGAUGCAAAAAAACGAGAGUUAUCAAAUGUGGCUUCAGAUAGUGGUGUAUUAAGAGGGCGAAGAUCACCAAGAAAGCAAGUCAUCUCGACAUAUACCGGUGAGAAUGGGGAAGAAAGACUGAGACCUGACAGAAGAAGACAGGCUGUCUCAACAAGAGCAAAUACGAAAGGAAAAGAUGUGGUAGAAAUGCUUGGUACGAUAAAUGAAGAAGUGUUAAACACACAGACUGAAAGUUUCUCUGAUGCAAUGUUGCUUUGCUCACUUGAUAAAAGCAGCUGGGUGUCUGAAGACAACCAAAAAGGCAGCAAGUUGACAUCCAGUGUUUCAUGCAAAAGACUGAAGACAAAAACAACUCUUGGUAAACCUGAUGUAAACAUUGAUAACAGUAUGGAUCUGGAAACCACCAUUGCAAUCACCUCUACAAAACAAGCUGAGCAGGAACCAUUAUCAGAAGUCCUAGUCCGUCCUCAAAUAAAGCCGCUCCUGAGCACUAGAAAGAGCAGGGAUACAAACAAGAAACCACUAAAACGGAAAUCGCCAGUUCAAGCCGCAGAAUCAGACAGCACUGUGGUUCCUACCUCAUCAGCACUACCAGUGGAGCCGGCAGAAGUGACACCUGCAGAUUCUAAUACCUUCCAGCAUGUUGAAAAUGAAGAGAGCGGGAAAACACAGCUGGACCAGCUGUCCAAGAGACCUAGAAAGGGUUUAAGAGGUGCUGUUAAAUCAUCUGCAUCAAGUGGGAGUCGAGAGACAAAGAGACUUCAUUUGAAAACCAAAGAAAACCAGUCUCAAGAAGGCAAUGGUGAAAUCUCAGUGGACCCUGUGUAUUUUGAAAUGACACCUUUUGAAAAUAAUCACCAACCUGGCCCUUCAUCCUCCCAACUUCCUUUAGACUGUUAUGUACAGUUAAAUAUUGGCAUUGAGCAUUUCAAUGAUGAGAAAGAAAAGGGUACUGCUUCUGUUGCAGGUGAGGUGUGUCCCACUGAUGCUGAAACCAGUCACCACAGCAGCAUCCGUGUCUGUAGGCUAAGGUCUAGUGCAAGAAGGGUUAACACUAAGCCAAGAAGGGCAGGUAACCAAAGGAGAAGAUUCAUGGUUUUUCAUAGGACAAACAACGGUGAAGAGGCAACAAAGUCUGUCACUAUGGAUGAUGUAGACCUGGCCACAUCAGGCGCUAACUCUUCAGAAAAUGGCUCGUCAAGGCCCCUGUUACGCAGCUACUCUUGCCCAGAGAUCCCCUCAUUCCGUCCCCUUGACCUGCCCUGGACAACUUCUGUGCAUUCACCACAUCACAGCAGGAUUAACACCUCACACCAGCAUCAGUCACACACUCCUGUCCAUCAGUCCAGCAAAUCCCUACGUCGGACUCGUCGACAUACAGUCUGCAGUAUUGAAGUGGAGAGGGAGAUUGCCCCUCUCUGCCUUCGUAAGGAGGUAUAUCCAUCCAGAAGAUCUUUCCCGUAUGACAGCACCAGCCACAACCUGUCUCCUAGUCAUGCACUGUCUCCCAGCACUUCCCUUACAGCACUUGCCUCCUGUUUCCUUUCGAGCCCCCUUGCUUUCCUUUCUAAGAAAGCUGACAACAGAGGAGGCCCUGCCAGCCCCAGCACUUGCAGUCAUGUUUCCUCUCCCUCCUCCUCUUCUUCGACAUACCCAUUGAGCACCUCCCCAUGGCGCCUAUCAGGAUUCCUCCAGAGAACUGACUCCUCGAGUGCAACCUUUGAGUCUAGUACCAGUGGACUGCCCCUGGAGUGUGAGAUUGAGAGAAGGGGACAGAGUGAAGAGGAAGAUGAUGGCGAGAACACAAGCUCAUCCAGCCAGGAGUUUGACGAUGUAGUUCUGAGGGAGGAAAAGGCUUUGUCUGAUUCUGAAAUCAAGGUGGUCCAAAAGCAUGAGGAACGAGGGAAGGUGUCGUCUAUUAGAAUUCGGAAAACUUUACCCAAACCUCAGAACAACCUGACACCCAUGGGCCUGCCCAAACCCAUCAGGCUAAAAAAGAAGGAGUUUAGUUUGGAAGAAAUUUAUACCAAUAAGAAUUUCAGCAAACCGCCUGAAAGCCGGCUGGAGACCAUAUUUGAGGUGGCUCUAAAUCGCAAGAACGGUUCUGAGUCCUGGUUUGGCCAGAGGCGCGUCAAGCGAUUCUUGGAGUUCCUUGAAGUUGGUGAAGCCAGAAGACCAAAGAAGCCACUUGCUGGUGUUGGAAAGGCAGGUAUUUCAUCUUCCAGGACGAGACGCGGGGGCUUCCCUAAAGACGAACCGUCCCUCAGUGUACAGGAUGUGGACUCGCUUCUCUGUGCCAAGCUGGAUCAGCUGAAUUUGUGGUUGAUGGAUGAUCAGAAAGACAGUUGACAGGUUCCCUUUUUUGAUAUCCACUGUUUGGCAGCCAUUAAAAAAAAACAAAAAACAACAACACUGCAAAUGAUAAGGCUGUUUGUUGGCUGUUGACUUAGUGUUUUUCAUCAGUCCCUCAGCUCUGCUUUCAGUCUGCACAAUUAUUGUGUAAUUGUUGUGGUGACAAGUCAUUAUUGAAGAAUUAUAUUUUCAUUCUGUUGCACUUGUAGCCUGCAAGUUGAAGAACAAGACAUCACAGCACCAAAAAUGUAUUGCGUCAUAGAAGGUGGAUAUAAACAUAGUGUUUAAAUGCAUUAUAUGUUAAGUCUUCUUUCCUUUUCUUUUCUUUUUACUGUCAUUACUGCACUGAAACUUCUGCCGUCCGUUAUUCUUCCGGUCAUUUUCUGUGUGAUAAGUGAAACCGUAUAGAAGCAGAAGUUGAUAUCCUUCAUUCAAACAUCUGUGCAGUGUGACAACUCGGGGUGAUGAAGAUUUGUUUCAAUGAUGUUUCAACAAUGGCAUUGCGGACUACGUCUAAUUUCUUUUGCACUUGACAGAAAGCAUUUUUUUUUUUAAAUGUAAGUAGUGGUAAUCUUGCAGCAUCUUUGUAAGUUAUUUUAUAAAGGCAGCUAUUUUUUCAUUAAACGCUGAAUAUAACUUUUAAACAUGCCACUAUGAGAUUUUCUAUUUGCUGCAACCAGGUUCUCAAGUUUCUUUUCUUUUUGUACAGUCAAAUGUGUCUGCAAGCAGCAUGGACCGUGUGAGUCCUUUCACUCAGCUCAGGGCAGACCGUGUCCAAUUAUUCAAGUGUUUGUGUUUGUAAAUUUAUGGCUGAAGAGGGUUUUUUUUUUGUAUGAUAUAUAAAUCUGAAACAAUACAACGUACAAGAGUAUUUCUAAUCAAGAGUGGAAGUGUCCAGAUUCCACUGCUAGCUGGCUUUUUGUUACCUGUGGUUCUCUCUGGAUUGUUUUGUGGUGUCUAUAUUUGUAAAGCAACUGUAAAAUUCUUGAUAAACUGCCUAUGUAUAGUGUCUUUCCUUUGGCCAAAUUUUAUAUAUGAGGUUGCCUUAACUGUAAGAUUGUUCUGUUUUGGA
This is a messenger RNA of Acanthopagrus latus (yellowfin seabream), 5215 nucleotides long. It is a transcript of the gene prr14, whose product is annotated as proline rich 14. Lineage: Eukaryota; Metazoa; Chordata; Actinopteri; Spariformes; Sparidae. The record is from RefSeq and is a predicted model, not a curated record. The coding region runs from base 190 to 4140 and encodes 1316 amino acids. The transcript has 11 exons.